AUGCUGACGGUGACGACCGCACCAACGCAUCCGCCACACACGGAAAACGCAGACGAAGCACACAACAGCACCAUGUCGAACAAACUGAACAAUCCGAAGCGUCGCGAGGUAACGGGUUCGUCAUCGUCGAACUCCUCCAUAUCUUCGGUCGGUGCUGGGGACAAUGGUAUAUCAGCCGACCUGGCCUCACUUUUCGAGUGUCCCGUGUGCUUCGAUUAUGUGCUGCCUCCGAUACUGCAGUGCCAGAGCGGCCACCUCGUCUGUACCAGCUGCCGUUCGAAGCUGACAUGCUGUCCCACCUGUCGCGGUUCGCUCGGUAACAUUCGCAACCUGGCGAUGGAGAAAGUGGCCUCGAAUGUGAAAUUUCCCUGCAAACACUCCAACCACGGGUGCACCAUUUCGCUCGUGUACACCGAGAAGGCGGAACACGAGGAGGCGUGCGAGUUUCGACCGUAUCUGUGUCCCUGUCCUGGUGCAUCCUGUAAGUGGCAGGGGUCGCUAGACUUCGUAAUGCCUCAUCUGAUGAUGUCGCACAAGAGCAUUACCACACUGCAGGGCGAGGACAUCGUGUUUCUGGCAACCGAUAUCAACCUGCCGGGCGCAGUCGAUUGGGUGAUGAUGCAGUCCUGUUUCGGCCAUCACUUUAUGCUGGUGCUGGAGAAGCAGGAAAAGUACGAUGGCCACCAGCAGUUCUACGCCAUCGUGCAGCUGAUCGGUUCGCGGAAAGAGGCCGAAAACUUUGCCUACCGGUUGGAGCUAAACGGCAACCGGCGUCGACUAACGUGGGAAGCGAUGCCGCGGUCUAUCCAUGAAGGAGUUGCCAGCGCGAUCCUCAACUCGGACUGUCUCGUGUUUGACACAUCGAUCGCCCAGCUGUUUGCCGACAAUGGUAAUCUGGGUAUCAAUGUUACUAUUUCCGUUGUUUAA
This is a messenger RNA of Anopheles marshallii, 927 nucleotides long. It is a transcript of the gene sina, whose product is annotated as E3 ubiquitin-protein ligase sina. The record is from RefSeq and is a predicted model, not a curated record. Gene Ontology annotation, molecular function: ubiquitin conjugating enzyme binding; ubiquitin protein ligase activity; zinc ion binding. Gene Ontology annotation, cellular component: cytoplasm. The coding region runs from base 1 to 927 and encodes 308 amino acids. NCBI's taxonomy places the organism in Eukaryota, Metazoa, Arthropoda, Insecta, Diptera, Culicidae. The transcript has a single exon. Gene Ontology annotation, biological process: multicellular organism development; proteasome-mediated ubiquitin-dependent protein catabolic process.